Molecule: messenger RNA, 15392 nt
Organism: Mus musculus (house mouse)
Lineage: Eukaryota; Metazoa; Chordata; Mammalia; Rodentia; Muridae
Gene: Asxl2
Product: ASXL transcriptional regulator 2
Exons: 11
Coding region: 2871-6953 (1360 amino acids)
Biological process (GO): regulation of DNA-templated transcription
Cellular component (GO): nucleus
Molecular function (GO): DNA binding
Source: RefSeq, a predicted model, not a curated record
UAGUAUUCUUUGUCUUACACAUUGAUUAGUAUAAUAUGCUUUCUGAACUUCAGGUUUAUUCAUUGUCAGUCUUUGCAGUUUUUAAGUCAUUAUAUAUAAAAUCAAAAAUAAGUAAAGCAAACUCUUCAUGAAAAGGUAAAGUAUUUAUCUUUUAAAACCUAUGCACAUUAAUUCUUCAGAAGGUCUGGAAUUAUCUUUAUGCCUUCACCUAUCACUUUGUACUUUUGAUAUAUUGAGGUUGGUAAUUAUUGGAUAAAAAUGACUAAAUGUCAACUUCUAGAAGUAAGCAGUGUAAGAAGAAAUAAGAUUUGCUAACAAGAAUGAAAUGGGAAAAUUUUACUAUAUGUGUCAAGAGAAAGUCUUUGUCAGGCAUCAUGACACUGUCUAUAGUUCAAGAUGCAUUAGAGAGACUAAGUCUUGGAAGAUCACUUGAGUCUAUGAGUUCUAGACCAACUUGGGCCACAUAGCAAAAAAUAAGGUGUUUCAAGGAGUUAAAGCCCAUGCCCAUGAUAAUCUAAUGAUCUGAGUUUAAUCUCCACAGUGGGAAUAGGGAGACAGAUAACUUCUGGAGGUUGUCCUUUGGUCUCCACAUGCAUUUUGUGGCACGUGCACACAAGUGCAUACACACACAUGCACAUUUAAAAAUGAAUAUAUAAACAAAUAUUUAAUUUUCAAAUGUAGUAGAUGUAUUAAUAGGGUCAAAGAUAAUACACUCCAAUUUCUAAGUGUCUUGUUAUAAUAGUAGUAUAUAAUAUUUAUUGCAUAAUUAAAACUUUCUGUUAUCAAGAAAUGUUAAAAUUAUGUCAUUCAUUUUGUAUAUUGAGAUAAAUUUGGCCAUUUACAUUGGAGUUACUUUGGAAAAGAUAAGAAACUUGAACCAAACCAGGCAGUGGUAUUGCACGCCUUUAAGACAGAGAAACCCUGUCUCGAAAAAAAAAAAAAGAAAGAAAAAAGAAACUUGAACAAAAAAAUAGAAACAAGAAAAGUUAGGUGUGGCGGGCACAUUUGUAAUUUCAGUGUUCUGGAAGCUGAGACAAGUGCUGUAAGUUCAAGGCUAACCUUGGUUACAUAUUGAAUACCAGGCUGGCAGAGCUAUAUAUUAGUUACUUUUUCUGUUGCUGGGAUAAAACAUGCUGACCAAGGAAUCUUAUAAAAAGAUUCUCUGUGUAGCCCUGGCUGUCCUGGAACUCACUCUGUAGGCCAGGCUGGCCUCCAACUCAGAAAUCUGCCUGCUUCUGCCUCCCAAGUGCUGGAAUUAAAGGCGUGUGCCCCAAACACCUGUCUGAGGACCAUUCUUUUUUUUUUUUUUGAGAUUUAUUUAUUAUUAUAAGUAAGUACACUGUAGCUGUCAGGUGCACCAGAUGAGGGCAUUGAAUCUCAUUACAGAUGGUUGUGAGCCACCAUGUGGUUGCUGGAAUUUGAACUCAGGACCAUAGGAAGUUAGUGCUCUUACCCACUGAGCCAUCUCACCAGCCCUAAGGGGACCAUUCUUGUUUAAACUACCACACUCUUUUAGAACACCAAAUCAAAAUAAAAAUACAUUUGUGGUGCUUUUAUAACAAACAGAAUAAAAAGUUCAUUGUCACUACUUUAUGGCAGAAAUCAUUAAUUUUUUUUUAAUUAGGUAUUUUCCUCAUUUACAUUUCCAAUGCUAUCCCAAAAGUCCCCCAUACCCCCCCCCACUCCCCUACCCACCCACUCCCACUUUUUGGCCCUGGCGUUCCCCUGUACUGGGGCAUAUAAAGUUUGCAAGUCCAAUGGGCCUCUCUGGCAGAAAUCAUUAUUAAGUAGAUCUUUUUUGGCUAUUUACCAAGCUAAAUUUCCCCAAAGUGAUUUCAUUAGAAAAAGCCUAAUUUAAGAAUGAAGAAUAUUUUGUGUCUGAAGAUGACUAAUAGAUAAAAGUGUUUGUUUGCUACACACACCUAUGUUUGACCUUUGGAUCUCAUGGUGGAAGGAGUGGAAGGGGAGAAACAACUCCCAAAAGUACACAUGUACAUUUUCUUAUUAAGUUAAUAACAUGAUUUUCUAAGAUUAGCUCCUGUAUUAAACCUAUCUCUUUUCAUACACUGGCUGUAGUCUGUUGUCAAGCCUGCAAAGUUGGUAGGAUUGUCAAGAAGUUAAACAGAAACAAACCCUUAGGUAUUGAUAGACAAAGCUUUUGUUUUCUUUUUUUGGGAGAGGGAUAGACAGGAUCUAUAAAAAACUCAGGGUGGUCUGAAAAUUGAACCUUGUAAAUAAUGAGAUUACAGGUAUAUACCACCUUUCCCAGCUUGCUGUUUUGUUUUGUUUUCUUCAGCCAGGAUUUACUAAAUAGCCUAUGUUGGCCUAGAAUUCAUAAAUCUGAGAGUACAAACAAGUGCCUGUAUACCCAGCAACAGCAACAAUAGAAUCUAAUAAAUUUGCAUCAGAUUCAUUGUAGAUCACUGAGAAGCAAAUAACCUGCAAGGCCAUUGUUGAUGGCUUUAUGACUCCUUGUAAUAAAAAUGCAUGGGAAAACGAAUACUAUUACAAAAUUCUCACUUUAACUCUAAGCUGCUCUGAUAGUUACACUUUUUCAUAGAAUUCAAGUAUUUGAAUUAUUUUCCUAUAGUAGCUUAGGCUAUAUAGCUGAAUUUAAAUGUGCAAUUUUAGACAACAAUGUUUUGGAUUAAUUUAUGCAUUUAAAAAAUGUAAUGUUUUAUGUAGUAAGGUGAUGACGAUUACUAAUUUGAGGAUUGUUAGUAUUGCUGGAAGAUCAUGGUAUAAAUUAUUUGGGGGAGCUUAUUGUUACUUGUAAAGAAAAAUUAAAACCUUUUUUUUUCCCUCCUUAUUUUCUUGGGGUGCAUUCCAACUCCAGAAGUGGGACUUCCCCUCUUGCAUGCUUGAAUGCAAUGCUGCACACAAACUCCCGAGGAGAAGAAGGCAUCUUCUAUAAAGUUCCAGGUAGAAUGGGCGUGUAUACUUUGAAGAAAGAUGUGCCAGAUGGAGUGAAAGAGCUGUCAGAAGGUUCAGAAGAAAGCAGUGAUGGUCAGUCAGAUUCUCAGAGCUCUGAGAACAGCAGCAGCAGUGAUGGUGGCAGCAACAAAGAAGGGAGAAAGAGCAGGUGGAAAAGGAAAGUAUCAUCUAGACUGUCACAUCCACCCUCUCCCCCGUCAGGCUGCCCAUCACCCACCAUUCCAGCAAGUAAAGUCAUUUCUCCAUCACAGAAGCACAGCAAAAAGGCAUUAAAACAGGCCUUGAAGCAGCAACAACAGAAGAAGAAGCAGCAGCAAUGCAGACCAAGCAUGUCCAUCUCCAAUCAACACCUCUCUCUCAAGACUGUCAAAGCAGCCAGUGACUCUGUACCUGCCAAACCUGCCCUAUGGGAAGGAAAGCAAUCUGAUGGACAGUCAAGCAGUCCCCAGAACUCAAAUUCCAGCUUUUCUUCCUCAGUGAAAGUGGAAAGUUCUCUGCUAGGCUUGGGGAAGAAGUCUUUCCAGAGGUCUGACAGACUCCACACAAGACAGAUGAAAAGGACUAAAUGUGCUGACAUUGAUGUUGAGACUCCUGAUUCCAUUCUGGUUAAUACUAAUCUUCGAGCACUGAUCAACAAGCACACCUUUUCAGUUCUUCCUGGAGACUGCCAGCAGCGCCUGCUUUUGUUGCUUCCAGAGGUGGAUCGACAGGUUGGUCCAGAUGGCCUGAUGAAGUUGAAUGGCUCAGCCCUUAACAAUGAGUUCUUCACUUCUGCAGCCCAGGGCUGGAAGGAAAGGCUCUCAGAAGGUGAAUUUACUCCUGAAAUGCAGGUGAGAAUUCGACAAGAGAUUGAGAAGGAGAAGAAAGUAGAGCUGUGGAAGGAACAAUUCUUUGAAAAUUACUAUGGUCAGAGUUCUGGCCUAAGCCUUGAAGAUUCACAGAAACUGACAGCUUCCUCAAGUGAUCCCAAAGCAAAGAAAACCCCAGCUGAGCAACCAAAAUCCAUACUUCCUUCAGAGGCCUCUCCUGUCAGAAUUGUCCCAGUAGUUCCUCAGUCCGAGUGUAAAGAAGAAGCAGUGCAGAUACCAUCACCAUCCCAAAAGGAAGAAAAUCAAGACGAGGCGAGGCCAGACUCCAAAUCCCCAGAACCUGUUCUUGCAUCAGCUAGCAAUACAAAUGAGCUUAUCACCAUGAAACCCAUCAAGAGCCCUAAGGAUGAGGGUCUCUUAGAGCAGAAGCCUGUUGCCUGUGCUGAACAAGAAUCUGAGAAAGAAAAUCAUGUAACCACAACUUCUCGUAAUAACAAAAGUGAGAACCAAGAAGCGUUAGCUAUAUCCCCAAGCAAAUCUAAAAAUGCUGGGUUACAAAAACCCAUAAUAAAGCCUGUUGCAGAAGCCAGUCCACUGAACCCUGAUAUGAAGAUGCCACCAGCAACUGUUACUGAUCAGAUCCAAGAAAGUCUCAAGAGGAAAUCUUCUCUUACUGAUGAAGAGGCCACCAGUAGCUGGGAGAAAAGACCACGUAUCACUGAGAAUCGCCAGCACCAGCAGCCAUUUCAGGUCUCCCCACAGCCUUUUCUUAAUAGAGGGGACAGGGUCCAAGUGCGAAAAGUCCCACCUCUCAAGAUCCCUGUCUCCAGAAUCUCCCCGAUGCUGUUUUCUACAUCACAGGUCUCUCCCAGGGCUCGUUUUCCAAUCUCCAUCACUAGUCCUUACAGAACAGGAGCCAGAACUCUGGCAGACAUCAAAGCAAAAGCCCAGUUGGUCAAAGCACAAAAGGCAGCAGCCGCAGCAGCUGCUGCAGCUGCUGCAGCCGCCUCAGUUGGAGGGACCAUUCCGGGACCUGGCCCUGGGGGUGGACAAAGUCCAAGAGAGGGUGGUGAAAGGAAAAUUGCUGGAGGAGGAAGUGCAGGCUCAGACCCAGUCAGUACAAAUGGAAAAGGUCCCACACUGGAACUGGCCGGAACUGGAAGCAGGGGAGGUACGAGAGAACUUUUACCCUGUGGUCCUCAACCUGAGACCAAUAUGCCAGGCCAAGCACAGCCUCCUGGUAUCUCUGGAGCACAACUACAGCAAACCUCCUCAGUGCCUACGGGACUUGCCAGCAGUGGAGCAUGCACAAGUGUCCCAUUACCAGCCCACAUAGAAAUAUCAAACAGUGAAAAACCAAACCUCCACAAGGCAACAGCCACAGCAGCCUCUCCUUGCCACUUGCAAGACCCUAGGAGUUGCAGACUUGAAAAAGCUCUGUCUCCAACAGGGCCUCCUCUGAUCUCAGGAGCCUCAACUGUUUAUUUUGUAGCUGAUGGCACAGUUGAGCCCAAAGCAGGUUCUAAUAAGAAUGCACCAAAGCCUUCAGCCUUAGCAAAGACAACUGCUCCUGCUCCACUAGAUAUGACUUCCUCUCCUGUGACAACAGCCAGUUUAGAAAAACUCCCUGUACCCCAGAUCAGUGGAACUGCAACAUCUACUGGAUCAGCUCCAUCCUCAAGCACUUUGCCAGCAGCUUCUAGCCUUAAAACCCCAGGAACUUCUGCAAAUAUGAAUGGACCCAUUUCAAGAACAAGUUCUAGUAUCCCUGCUAAUAAUCCUUUAGUUACUCAGCUGCUCCAGGGCAAAGAUGUUCCCUUGGAGCAAAUUCUGCCUAAGCCUCUCACCAAAAUUGAAAUGAAAACAGUUCCACUGACUACAAAAGAGGAAAAAGGCAUAGGGAUAUUCCCUGGUAUCAGUGUAAUGGAAAGUAGCAGCAGAGAGGAAGUUAAUGGCAGGCAGGCCCAUCUGGCUAUCCCGCAGUUGGGGAAACCCUUGCAAAGUAAACAGCUUUCCCAGGUUCCAAGGCCAGUUUUCACUGCUAAGGACCGGAAGGACCCCUGCAUUGACACUCACCAGUACCGAGAAGGUCUAAGUAAAACAACGCAAGAUCAGCUCUUUCAGACUCUUAUCCAGAGGGCUCAGAGACAGAGUGUUCUUUCAUUUGUACCGCCCUCUCAGUUCAACUUUGCUCACUCAGGUUUCCACUUGGAAGACAUCUCCACAAGUCAGAAGUUCAUGCUGGGUUUUGCUGGCAGAAGGACAUCCAAGCCUGCAAUGGCAGGUCACUAUUUACUUAAUAUUUCCACCUAUGGCAGGGGUACAGAGAACAUUAAAAGGACCCAUUCUGUAAAUCCUGAUGAUCGAUUUUGUCUAAGUAGCCCCACUGAGGCGUUGAGAAUGGGGCAUGCAGAUUAUAAAAACACAACUGGAGAAAUCAGCAGCAAAGAAGAUGAAAGUGAUGAAGAUCGCGUAGGUGAUGAACAGGAGCCUAUUUCAGUGAAGGAGGAGCCAUGGGCUUCCCAGAGUUCUGGCAGGCAUCCGCACCAUGGGGAAGCUUCAUCUACCAAUGAUUGUUUAGCUAGCAAGAAUGGUAAGACUGAGGCACCAGUGAGUGAGCAAACCACUUUAGGCCAGGAGAAUUACAUAUUCUCUAGAGGCCAAGCAUCUGAUGAAAAGAGCCUGCCUAGAGAUUUUAUUCCGGCAGCACAUAAACAGAUGACUCAUGCUGUGAGAGGUAAGACAGUGUGUAGCAGCCCUGAGCUUUUCAAUUCUACUGCUCUUUCUCUUCCCGCAGACAGUCCCACACAUCAGCCUCUACUCCUUCCACCACUGCAAACCCCCAAAUUGUAUGGAAGCCCCACACAGAUAGGGCCAAGCUAUAGAGGCAUGAUCAAUGUCUCCACCUCAUCAGACAUGGACCAUAACUCUGCUAUACCAGGCAGCCAGGUAUCUAGCAAUGUAGGGGACGUCAUGUCGUUUUCAGUGACUGUCACUACCAUCCCUGCCAGUCAAGCAAUGAAUCCCAGCAGCCAUGGCCAGACAAUUCCUGUUCAGACUUUUCCUGAUGACAAUAGUAUCGAGGACACACCAUCAAAAUGUUACUGCCGGUUGAAAGCCAUGAUCAUGUGCAAAGGAUGUGGAGCUUUCUGCCAUGAUGAUUGCAUUGGCCCCUCCAAACUCUGUGUCUCCUGCCUUGUUGUUCGGUAAUAAGACUGUAGCGUAUGUAAAGGAGGGAAGGGAAGGCUUAAAAAGUCAUGUUCUUGCACCCUUUUUAAAUCACAGAAAUAAAGUUUCAGUUGUCUCAAGAGACAUUAAUCAGGAAUACAGAAUGCAGGUCUUCACAUUUACAGGAAGAGCACCUUGUAUAGUAGGUCUGAGUCAAAUAGGACUGAAUUGGUGACAAAGUUUGCACUUACAAAAUCAUGUAAAUAUGUCACAUUUUGUUUUAACAUUUUUUUCAAAGUAUUUAGGUAAUGAUGUAUUAACUUCACAUUCAGAUUUAUGUUCCAUUUCUUUUGACUGAGAAAAGUUGAACGGUAUGCAUGGUGAAAGGAAGCUGUCUGCCUCUGACCUUUCCCCAGGCUAUGAAAAGGAAAGUGAGGGAGCGAUCAUAGUGCUGAUUAUGUCUUCACAGACUGGCUCAGGUUCUUCACGAAGAAGAUGGCCUUUGUGGGAUUUAAUUCGGGGUUUGCUCAUCCCUUUACUUUAGGUGGAACUAUUUUCAGUGAAAUUUUCAAAAGGUAUUAACAGCACAGACAGUGUUUUUGACCCUGACAGCCCUGGCUUAGCUUUUGGCUUCCAUGAAUCAGUACUGUUGUUAAAAGCAGAGCUCUGCUGUUAAGAGGUUCUGUUUCUAAGGGACUGCUGAGUUAGAUUAGUAUAUACGUGGCAGUAGUUCAGCAAUAAUACAUCACAACAUUGCAUCAAUCAUGGGCUCCCACCAAUAAACACUUUACGGGUGGGUGUGUGUGUGUGUGCGCGCGCGCGCAUGUGCGCAUACUGUGUAAUGUUGGAAAAGGGAUGAAAUUGAAGAAACUGAAACUUCACGGAAUUUGGAAGAGUGGUUUUAACAUGGGACAGAAAAUAGUCUUUUCCUAUUCUCUCAAUCCAUUUUUAGGUAGAAAGGGUCUUAAGUGAUACUUAUGCUUUGGCAUCCAGAGCAUAAGAGAUGAAUGCAGCUACCCUGUGCCAUCCUACUAUAAUAAAUUUUGCACCCACACACAAGUACACAGUUUGCUGUUUUAGAAAGUGAUUCUACAAUCUCGGCUGUCAGGACAGCUGGGAUGCUUACUGUGAAAGGGUCUUGUGAGUGACUAAUGGAAUAUAUGGCUGUGAGAUUUUGCUGUUUUUCUUUCCUUUUGAUUUUUUUUUAAUCCUCCCAGUACUCCAGAGACAGAGACAGACCAGUCUCUGAGUUCAAGGCCAGCCUGAUCUUCAUAAUGAGCUCCAGACAACCAGGGCUAUCUAAGAAGCCUUGUCUCAAAACAAAAAUAAUCACAAAAACCCUAAAUAAAUAAAAGAAGUAAAAAAAAACCACACACACACAAGGAGCUGGAGAGAUGGCUCAGUGGUUACGAGCACUGACUGCUCUUCUAGAGAUCCUGAGUUCAAUUCCCAGCAACCGCAUGGUGGCUCACAACCAUCUGUAAUGGGAUCUGAUGCCCUCUUCUAGUGUGUCUGAAGACAGUGACAGUGUACUCAUAUACAUAAAGAAAUCUUUUUUUAAAAAAGAGAGAAAAGAAAAACUAGUUGGUGGACAUGGUGGGUGACACGCCUUUAAUCUCAGCACUUGGGAGGAAGAGGCAGGUGAAUCUCUGGGUUAGGACCAGUAUGGUUUGCAUAGCAAGUUCCAGAGUACACAGUGAAACACUUGUCUUUUUUAAAAAACAAAAGCUAGCUACGAAUUUUUAAAGAAAUACUGUUUAAGUUAGAGAUGGUUUAAAGAAAAAUAGUUCACCAAAAUUUAGUAUUAUAUAGUCUGUAUUGUUUGGUUUCAAGUCUCCUAAUUUGAAGUAUGUGGUGUAAUAUUGCAACCCAGUAUAGGUGUAUUUCAAAAGCUAUUUAUAAAACUCAGAACAAUUUAACUUGCUAAUUAUAUCACCUUCCAGAUUGGAGAAAGGAGACAGUAAGGUAUUUUGCCUGCCUUGUGAUGCCCUCCCCUGACCACCCUACCUUUUUGCAUCAAACACUGGGAAUGCUUCCUCAGUCCCUGCUCCAAACUAUGAAGCUCACCCUUCAUUUUUCCUCCCUGCUAUUGUGGACCUAAGCAAUUACAGUUUAAAUUCUGUAUACAGCACUAGUCAAGACAAUGUGAUAUCCUUCCACCUUCCCCCUUUAUUUCAAGAAAUGCAUAGAUAAGGGAGAAGAAAGGCUUCAAGGAUUCAUGGUUAAGAAGUGUGUAUGUUCUGAAGUGAAGGACCAGUAAGAAAUACAAGCCAGGCCGGGCGGUGGUGGCGCACACCUUUGAUCCCAGCACUUGGGAGGCAGAGGCAGGCGGAUUUUUGAGUUUGAGACCAGCCUGAUCCAUAGAGUGAGUUCCAGGACAGCCAGGUUUAUACAGAGAAACCCUGUCUUGAAAGAGCCAAAAAAAAAAAAAAAAAAUACAAGCCAGGAUUCUGCUCCCAAACCUUCAGGACAAUGGGUAGUCCCCAUGGGACCUUAAAAGACCCAUAGCUGAGUAGUCUCCCUUGUCUACCCUGCUUUAAGAGGGUGAAUGACGGAAUAGACUUUAUGGUGUCAGUGAGUAGUUUGUAUUAGAAUAAUUUUCCUAUUUCCUACCUUGCUUUCUAGAAAGGCUUUUGCUCCAUACUUCCCUUAAUCUCAGAAUGGAUGGAAAAGAGGAAGACAUUAGGGACUGUCAGGUCCAUUUAAAGAGGAAAUUACAUUGUUACUCUUCUUGAUCUCCUCAGGCUAUGUAAGUCUGAAGUACUGUUCUUCUCCACUAAGUAAUACCCAACUAAUUUCCAUUUAAAAGUAUUCCAAAAGCAGCAUUUACCAACAAUUUUUUUAGAUUGAAAAUAUAUUAAAUAAGAAUCCAUCUAGUCUAUUUGUGUUAAAACAUGCUUUCAGAUGGAAGACGAACAUUCAUCUUAUAAAUGAACAGAAAAUAAACUAGUCUGGCCCUUUGAGUUUGUCACUCCAGUAACUAUUAACACAGAUUUUGUCAUGGCCUAUCAUUUCUUUUACCUUUAACUCAACUCUGAACUGAUUGAAUAAGUGCUAAGCUUAUUCUUUGGGCUUUGGGUGGCAAUUUUCAGUGAGGUAUUAAAUAUAUCUGAUACCUGAUGGGGCUGUGCCCCAUCCAGCCCUCAAAGUAGUCUCUGUAAAUCGCUGGGAUAGUAUUCAUAUUGUGUCAUCUCAGUGUUAUUUUUAAGUGUUCUGAGUUGCCUAAGUAGAACACUCUCUGAAUCAUAAGGACUUUUUGUUUUGCUUUUUGAAUAAUCACCAUUCUUUAGCUCAGUAAUAUGGGGGUGGGGGAGCAGCACAAAUAACCUGGAGUUGUUUGGCCUUGGUUCCUUAAGUCCUGUGUUCAAGACACUGAAGCUAUCUCCCAUGUUCUGUGUGAGAUUUCUGAGUAAGAUCUGGCAAGUGAGGGAGCUUUUCUUGAGAGGGGAAGGCUACAUUUCUAUGGGUAUAGAAAUGGGAAUAUUUGCGAGCCUAUCUCAGAUGUACAUUAAUAGACCUCACUGCCUUCCGGGUGAAGGUGUGUUGUCCUACAUAGAACGGUCCCUUCAGUUACCAUUCUGAUUGCUCUAUGCUGCUUUCCUCCUCUUAAAGUUUCAUGAGCUCUUGGGUUAAAUGGUUUGUUAUGAGCAGGCUUUCCAUUACUCAUUGUUCUGCGAUUUAUUUUAGAGAUUGUCCAUGAGCACUGAACAAGGAGAAGAAGUUUCUUGUUGCUUUACAACAGUGUGUGCUAAGUGCUGGACUUGGCCAUGGGUAGUCUGCAGCUCAAUUUAUAGAACAGUCCAAAGAGACUUUGCAAAACAUGAUAGGCAGGGACCUUUUCCUCUGUGUUUCAAUACCUAUAUACCUAUUGAACAAAGCAGUAGGUAGACAUUUCCUAAAGUUGAAGCAGUAGCUUCAUAGAGUCUUGGUUACUUUAUUUUUUUUAAUGCUUUACAUUUGAUACAACUAUUGAAGAUCAAUUUAAAAAUAACUUUCCAGUAAUAUAUUUUAAGUAAUAUAUAUUUUAAUAUCUAUGUAAAAAAGUGACAGUGGAGGACUGAAUUUCUCAUGUAUACUAUGUUUAAUGGUAGGGUCUCACUGUUAAGGCACAAAUUAUUUCAAAGGAGUUGCUCUAAAAACAGAUUAUUUCCCGGAAAAAAAAAAAUGCAAUAAUGGGAAUGAUUUGGGGCUUUUAUUUUUUAUUUUAAAAGAAUAUUGACUUAUUUAGCACAAGCUAUUUUUCCCUCUCUGGUGAUAAGGUUUGUACAGACUGGUUUGGUAAAUGCUAAAUUUUUGUCUUUUGCCUUUUUAAAGGAAUUGUUACCAUUGGAAUUGAGGGUAUGUACAGAGAAGUUGGUGUCAAUGCCAUUUAAUAAGUCAUAUUUUUUCACAAAUAAGGAAAAAUCAUUUUAAUGAGAAUUUUAAGUAUUUGCAAUAAAUAUGUGUAUAUAGAUUGUAUGUAUUCAUAUAUUAUUUUUCAUUUUAUUAUUAAGUAAAAGAUAAUUAAAAGUGAAAUUAAAAAUCUUGUAGUUUUUGAUGAAUCUGGAGAUCUAACAUCUGAAUGUAACAUGGGUAAAGGCCUUCAAAUAGUUGCCUUAUACAGUUAUGGGAAGGUCACCACAGACUGGGAAAGAGUAAAUUGAGGAAACUUGGCCAUAAGUCAGGACAGAGUAUUUCAGAACUUAAGGAAAAAUAUGAAAACAUGAUAGCUCAUCUCUGUUGUGUUUUCACCUUCACCAGUUUCCUAACCAUCUAACAACACUGGAAGAGCGAGGAAAUCAGAGUAGUCCCUUGUAGUGUGUCUGUGGCUCCUUUUAGCAUCCCGGAAGGUAAGGAGACAUCUUGGGCUUUCACAGCUAUUGAUGCUUUGUUACGUGUUGGUCAUCACACACCAGGCCCUUGGGAUGCUUAAGAACCAACCUCAGAAACACAGAAGGCUUGUGUUCUCUCUCCCAGUCUGUCUCCGAGUUGAGUUUCAUAGCCAAAUUCCUGUGCUUGACUGCUCGGGCGGUCAGAACCUAGAUCUGUGUUAAGAACACCUGUGCCUUGGUUAGGUUUUUUUCAAAUAAUUAGGAAGAUGGCUUGUGUCAAGAGCAUUUAGGGAAAUGAGCAGUAGGCAGACUUUUUGAAGUUAAAUGUCUUUGUUCCCACACCUGUAUUACUCUUGAAUUAAUGAGACCUCACUGUGUCAAAUAAAUGGUUUUGGGAUAUAAUGGGUAGAACAGAAUACGUACAUGGAUGGUCUUGGAAAUAUAGAUCUCCUGGUCUAUAAAAUUUGUAAUGAAGUUCAGUGAUAAUAAAAACACCUGCUCUUCCUCUUGAGUGCUGUAAAGGCAUGUGCCACCAAGCUAGGCUACCUAGCAUUUUCUUAAAGUAACUUGAAAUUUCCAACAUCUGAGUUAUGUAAAAACACUGAAGUUAGUCUAGCCAUCUAAGAGACAGUGUUACAGAUCUCAACUAAAAGCACUAUUCUAAAAAAGAUUUUGGGGACCAUGGAAAAAUUCAGUCACUAAAAGCACUUGCUGCCCAAGCAUAAUGACCUGCCUGCAGGACCCUUAAACCCAUAGAAAGUGGGUGUCUGUCAUAUUUGCCUGUAAUACUACCUCUGGGGAGAUAGAAAAAGGGCUGAUCUUGGAGGUUUCCCAAUCAGUUAAACUCCAGAUUCAGAAAGAAAAGCCUAUAUCUCAAAAAAUAAGGUGGAGCAUCAACUGAAAACAUUGCCACAUGAACCUUUGUCUAACCUUUGUCCUCUUUGUGUGCCCAUGCAGGCAAGUACACUUGAAUUACGUAUGUGUGCACACACAAAUGAAAUGUUUACUCUCGGGGGACAUCUGCAUCAUAAUCCCUAAUCAUAAAAGGAAGGAAGGUGAAAUUAGCUCCCAUCUAUACUUAACAAUUUACCACACUUACUUUGUAAGCAAAAUCCAUAUCCUUUCGCUCCCAGAAUCUUAGAAACCUAUUUCAUUGCUUUUUACACAACUUUAUCUCAACUGACUUUCAGUCAAAUUGAACAUUUCAAGACUUUUAUAUACAAAUCCUGUUACUUAAGUAUCUAUUGGGUACUUACUAUGUGCUCAACCCUUACAAAGUGCUGGUUAUGCAAGGAUAAGAAAAAUUCACUUAGGACUGGAGAGAUGGCUCAAUGGUUAAGAGCACUGGCUGCACUUUCAGAGGUCCUGAGUUCAAUUCCCAGCAACCACAUGGUGGCUCACAACCAUCUGUAAUGGUAUCUGAUGCUCUCUUCGGUGUGUCUGAAGACAGCUACAGUGUGCUCAUAUACAUAAAAUAAAUCUUUAAAAAAAAAAAAGAUACUGCCCAUAGAUGACAGCAGCUAAUGUGGACUUGAGGUGCCACAUUAAUAAAAUAUAUUUUGGGGCGAUUGAGAGGCUAAAUAAACAAUGGGGGUAAAUGCAGCUUAAGAGAAUUUUUAAACAUUGCAUGUUCUUAAUCUUAUGUCCUUAGGUCACAGAAUUAAAAUGCACUUCAUUCCUUUUCCUUAGGCCCAAGUCUUUUUUUUUUUUUUUUAAGGACUUUCUGCAUGGUAAGAAGUCAUGAUCAGUACUUGGCUCUUGAGUUUUCCUUACUUCUUGUCUUUUAGCAGAUAAUUUGGAUUCACAACUUUCUAUAUGCCAAAAGAUGUGCAUUUGCACUUCAAACUUUAGUGUAUUUCACCAAGUGAGAGUUUUCGGCUCUGCCCAGGACACCUUUCACAGAAGAUAGACUACAGACUGAGGAAUGAGUGCUUCCAUACACAGUAACAUUCACUUUUCCCUAGAAGGGGACUUUCCAGAAGGCAACAAAGAGAAAACCUGAGAAAGCCAUAUGAUUGGUUAUGGAGGCCACCUGUGACUAGAUAGUGGGUUCUUCCACGAGCCUCGAUCUCAUUUUUCUUGAUACUCAAAAUGAGGGGCAGAUAUAAAAAAGUUUGAUUUUCAUCUUAACUGGAAAAUUUAAAAGGAACCAUUGGGGAGAAAAAGAAUAAACCUGGGAUGUAGUUUUUAAAUGGACUUAAACUUUAAGUUGAGUGCCUUACUCUUUUUAAAAGUACUUUUUUAAAAUUGCAGUUUUAUUUAACAUGAGUUGCUAUGAGUGUAGCAUGGAAUUUGGUUUGAGACAUGGACUGAAAGAAAAGUUUAAUGUAAAUUAUGGCAGCUUUUGCCACAGAUCAGGGCUUAGGACUGUAUCUGAACUUGGCUGGCAUCAUAAAUACUGUAUUAGGCCAACCUGAGCCAAUACUCAAUUUUAUUAAAUAUAAUCAAGAUUCAUCUUUAUUAGGUAAGCCUAAUUAGGAACUGAAUUCACUCAUACAAAAACAUCUGGCCGGGAGUGGUGGCACACUCCUUUAAUCCCAGCACUCGAGAGGCAGAGGCAGGCAGAUUUCUGAGUUCGAGGCCAGCCUGGUCUACAGAGUUGAGUUCCAGGACAGCCAGGGCUAUACAGAGAAACCCUGUCUCAAAAAAAAAAAAAAAAACUGAAGAUAUGUUAGAAUUCAUUUUACACAGCCUCUGCCCUUCAUAUGGAACGUGAAAUAUAAAGUUACUUUUAAAACCAAACUAAUGUUUUCAGGUAACCUAGAGUUUAUAAAUGAAAUUGGGGGCUGGAGAGAUGGCUCAGUGGUUAAGAGCACCGACUGCUCUUCCUAAGGUCCUGAAUUCAAAUUCCAGCAACCACAUGGUGGCUCACAACCAUCUGCAAUGAGAUCUGACGUCCUCUUCUGGUGCAUCUGAAGACAGCUACAGUGUACUUACAUAUAAUAAUAAAUAAAUCUUUUAAAAAAAAAGAAAUGAAAUUGCAGGUUCAUCUUCAAGGUAGCAGCUCCUUUCAGUUAACAUAGGACGGCUUCAGUAUUUACCUGCUGAACCCUGUAUGUCAUCAUUUUAAUAUCCAAGUCCAGUUCUUCCAUAGUCUCAUAUAGCAACCAGUGGUCAAUGGAGAGAAGGGUAUGGUCAUGUGACUGAAGUUCCCAGCAAUUGGCAAGUGAAGGCUAGAAGAUGAGUCCAAAGUCAUCUUCACCUAUAGCAAAUUUAAAGCCAUACAUAAGACCCUGCCCCAGUAGAGAGGGAAUGUUCUAGGCUGGGAAUAAUAGUUUAAUCAGACGUGUCCCAGGAAAAUAUAUGAAAGGUCUAGUACUUGACCAAUGAAUCUCUCAGAGUUAAAAAGCCUCUAUAGCCAUAAGUGCUUUGAUGUGUUUUCAGAACUCCUAAUGGAGUGAUUUCCUGCCGCACACCUUUCACCAGCACCAAGAGAAUCAGAAUGGAAGAGAUGAGUUUAGCAUUAGUCUUAUGGACUGGAAACUUUGUGCACAUAGGCCUUCGCACUUUGACACAUGAACAGUCUGCCUUUCAACUCCAUACUAUCGUCUGUUCUCUCACUUUAUACUCUCCCCUUUAUUGGUACUAUAGAAGCUGUUUUCUUACAAGUUGAAUGUACGAUAAUGGUUCUGUCUUAAUGACUCAUGUUGAAUAAAGGCAUACGAUUUUA